AUGAUUUGGUAUGUGGCCACUCUGAUAGCAAGUGUAUUCAGCACCAGAGGAACGGCCGCUCAAGGUGCCCACGGAGUGAGAGAGGAGCCCCGGUUUGUGACGGCGCGCGCCGGUGAGAGCGUGAUCCUGGGGUGUGACGUGUCCCCUCCCCUGGACGGCCAGCAGCCCCCCUAUGUGGUGGAGUGGUUCAAGUUUGGAGUGCCUAUUCCCUUCUUCAUCAACUUCCGCUUCUACCCUCCUCAUGUGGAUCCAGAGUACACUGGUAGAGCCUCUCUGCACGGGAAGGCCUCCUUACAGAUUGACCCAGUGCGCUCGGAGGACCAAGGCUGGUACGAGUGCAGGGUCCUGAUGCUGGAGCAACAGUACGACACCUUCCACAACGGCAGCUGGGUGCACCUCACAGUCAAUGCCCCACCUUCAUUUACAGCGACGCCGCCGCAGUAUGUGGAGGCGAAGGAAGGGGGAAGCACUAUGCUUAGCUGCUCUGCCCAGGGAAAUCCAAAACCAAUUAUCAGCUGGCUGAGGGAGGGGGAGGAGCUCGUGACCAACACAAAAUAUUCGGUACAUGAUGGCACCCUUACCAUCCUUGGCAUCACUAGGGAUGACAGAGGGGCGUACACAUGCCGAGCCUACAGUGACCAGGGAGAGGUGCUCCACACAACCCGUCUGCUGGUUCAAGGGCCUCCAUACAUCGUCUCUCCACCAGAAAAUGUCACAGUAAACAUAUCCCAGAAUGCACUCUUCACCUGCCAAGCGGAGGCGUAUCCUGGCAACCUGACCUACACCUGGUUCUGGGAAGAGGAAAACGUCUACUUCAAGAAUGAUCUGAAGCUCCGAGUGCGUAUUCUCAUCGACGGCACCCUUAUCAUCUUCCGGGUCAAGCCGGAGGAUGCUGGGAAAUACACCUGCAGUCCGAGCAACAGUCUCGGUAUCUCGCCCUCGGCAUCAGCCUACCUGACUGUUCAGUACCCUGCCCGAGUGAUCAACAUGCCCCCGGUCAUCUAUGUCCCACGGAAGCUGCCUGGCAUCAUCCGCUGCCCGGUGGACGCCAACCCACCUGUGACAUCAGUGAAGUGGGAGAAAGACGGAUAUCCCCUCAGAGUGGAGAAGUACCCCGGUUGGAGCCUGACGCCGGACGGAAGUAUCCGGGUAGCGGAGGCCACAGAAGACUCCCUGGGCACCUACACCUGUGUGCCUUACAACGCCCUUGGUACCAUGGGCAUGUCCCCCCCUGCCACUUUGGUGCUAAAGGAUCCCCCUUACUUUAAUGUGAGGCCUGGGGGGGAGUACCGUCAGGAGGCUGGGAGAGAGCUUGUUAUCCCCUGUGCUGCUUCUGGAGACCCUGAUAUACCAACCAUCACCUGGAGAAAGGUGGGGAAGCCAAGCAAGAGUAAGCACAACAUCCUACCCAGUGGCAGCUUACAGUUUCUGUCUCUCAGCAAGGAGGACCACGGAGAAUGGGAGUGUGUAGCCACCAAUGUGGUCACAAGCAUCACUGCCAGCACACGUAUCCUAGUCAUCGGCACCAGCCCUCACGCCCCUGGCAAUAUCCAUGUAUUGCCCUCAACAACAUCUGCUAAUGUGUCCUGGGAACCAGGAUAUGAUGGCGGCUACGAACAGACGUUCUCUGUCUGGUAUGGUCCAGUGUCAAAGAGAACAGACUUCGGUCCUCAUGACUGGCAUUCGAUGCCAGUUUCUGGUGCUCAGACCUGGUUGGUGGUGCCAGGGCUGGAGCCUGGGACAGAGUACCAGUUCAGUGUGCUGGCACAAAACAAACUGGGCACGGGCCCAUUCAGCGAAGUUGUGACAGUCAACACUGCAGGCUCUCCUCUGGGUACCCCAGAACCACUGGUGCUUCUUACUCCACCACGGUGCCUCACAGCCAAUCGCACGCAGCACGGUGUCCUCCUCACAUGGCUCCCUCCAGGCAACCACUCCUCACCCAUCGACCGAUACAUCAUGGAGUUUCGCCUUGGGGAGAGGUGGGAGGUUCUGGAUGACCUGAUCCCAUCCACUGAGACCGAGCUCAUAGCCAGAGACCUGGUUCAGGAGUCCUGGUAUGAGUUUCGAGUGAUGGCUGUCAUGGAUGAUCUGAUCAGUGAGAGCAGCAACGUAGUGGGAGUGUCUAGCACGGAUCCUUUCCCCCCUGCAGAGUUGCCGGAUGAGGGGCUGGCACGGCCGGUGGUGGCGGGGGUUGUGGCGACUAUCUGUUUUCUGGCAGCGGCAGUCCUGUUUAGCACUCUAGCAGCUUGCUUUGUCAAUAAGCAACACCGUCGCAAACUCAAGCGUAAACCAGAUCCUCCCUUGUCGGUGACACACUUCAGGAAAAGCAUUGAGUCACCGCCUCCUCUCACCCCUUUGCCAGGGGUAGAGCCCUGCUGGGACGAGCCUGCCAGGAGCAGUUUCUUGCCCCCGCCCGCCAGCCCCCUGUUGUCAUCGGGGAAGAUAAGUCCGGAGAGCUCUCCUCCAUCUCGGCCCCGCUCUCUUUCUUCAGAGGGCUCCCAAGGCCCAGGCCUCUACGUCAGGAAGCUGCCCAGCCCUCAGAGAGAGCGAGACAAAGAGCUCUCCUUCUACAAGAAAACCAAGCGUGCCAUAGCCAGCAAGAAGUACAGUGUGUCCAAGUAUGAGGCAGAGGUCACCACGCCCAUUGAGCUGAUAAGCCGCGGCCCCGAUGGCCGCUUCGUCAUGGAGAGCCCACCGCCCCGCCGCAUCCACGGCUUCCCCUUCGCAGAGGAGUCUGACAUGUACCCCGAGUUCCGGCAGUCUGAUGAGGAGAAUGAUUUUGACCCCGGGCCUCUACCGCCCAUCAUGCCCACGCUGCGGCCUCAGCUCUCCCCAACGUCCUCCAGCCUGGAGUCAACGCAGCCCCCCAACUACAGCCCCCGCCUACACAGGGCCAUGGAAGGUAUGAGCUUUGCAGAGGGCAGUGCACUUCACGCCUCAGGGCAGGCCCCGGCUUCCCGCUACAGGGGCUUUCCCCAGGGCCCAUUCUAUGGGUAUCUAGGCAGCCGCAUUGAAUCAGGGAUUCCACCACCAUUCUACAUGCCUGACAUCAGCCCGCGUAGCUCUGCUCUGUCCUCCCCACCGGGCACCGCCGAGGGGCCAUUUGGUUACCCCUCCAUCCCCGAGGAGAGUGGAGAGAUGGAGCACCAUCAGUACACUGCCUCUGGCCAUUCUCUGUCUCACACGCACAGCCCUCCUCCUCGCUCUCCUGAAAGCUGGCAGCCCCAUGAGUUACCCUUCCUGGGUCUAGAGGGUCCCCGGUUCAUAUACCCACCUCACCAUACCUUACAUCAUUCCCAGGACCUCCCUGAUCCACCCCCAUACCCUCCUCACUCUCUCCCCCCCAGUCGCCUGCACUUCUCUUCCCUAAAGGAUCCAACAAGCCCCGGACUCCUGCAGCUGGAGGUCCCUGUGGCUCCCCCAGGCAGAGACAGGCCCCUGGGGCCUCCGGUUAGGCGCUUAGCUAUGCAACAGGCCCAGAGUCUCGGCCAGCUCAGACACACGGCCCACGGUGUGGGUGUACCAGUGUUGCCUUACCCUGACCCGGCAGCCCGUGCAGGGAGCCCAAGCACAGCCCCCAGUAGUAGCCCUCAGUCCUGGCUCAGCCCGAGGGCGGGGCGCCGGGCGGACCCCAGCCUACCCCCGCUAGUGCUCCAGCCCUCCCGCCUCUCUCCCCUCUCCCAAAGCCCCCUUAGCACCCAGCCGGGUUCCCCAGAUAUUCUAGUGCGGCCCCCUCCGCGCCCCAGCAUCCUCCGCACCUCUCGGUCUCUGGAGAUGCACGAAAUAACCCUGCAGCCCUCGGCCACUGUCAGUUUCUCCCGGAGGUCCUCCCUGUCCGCCUCUCCCACUCAGAGCCAGGGCACCAGGCACCCCAGCCCCAGUUACCACGCCCACAUGUCCUAUGCCUCCACUGCAGCCAGUUACCCCUCCCAGUCUCCCUCUCCCCCUCUGGAGGGCAGGGAUGUUUUCGGGCAGAGGCCAUCCCAGAGAAGGACAGAGGAGGAGAUGCUACCCUCAGAGCCCUCCCAGCUCCAGAUAUCAGCCUCAGGGGAACCUCUAGGUGCGUCUAGUGAUCCUGCCGGGUCUGAGAGCUUGCCAGCACUGCUACACCACUGUAUUACUAAAGCCAAGGGAGUGGCUGCCAACAACAAUAACAACGCAGCCUCCGGAAGGAGAACAGGUGUGUGUCCCUCUCAGACCCAGCAGCAAUCUCAGACACCCCAAGAGGGAAAGGAUCUCCACAGAAAGAGGAAAAGGCAUAACAAGAAGAACCCCUAUACCUAUUUGACCUCCCUCCUGCACCGCAGGCAGUCUGAGGAGGACCAGACAGGCAUACUGGCCAGUGCAGACUUCGAGGGCCCAAAUUAUGGGACCCUUCGCUGA
Anoplopoma fimbria (sablefish) is the source of this 4386-nucleotide messenger RNA. It is a transcript of the gene igsf9ba, whose product is annotated as immunoglobulin superfamily, member 9Ba. The transcript has 21 exons. The record is from RefSeq and is a predicted model, not a curated record. NCBI's taxonomy places the organism in Eukaryota, Metazoa, Chordata, Actinopteri, Perciformes, Anoplopomatidae. Bases 1 to 4386 code for a protein of 1461 amino acids. Gene Ontology annotation, biological process: cell-cell adhesion. Gene Ontology annotation, molecular function: protein binding.